Meloidogyne enterolobii is the source of this 504-nucleotide messenger RNA. Lineage: Eukaryota; Metazoa; Nematoda; Chromadorea; Rhabditida; Meloidogynidae. The record is from the annotation of a GenBank genome assembly.
UAUUUUUAGAGCCAAUGACUGGAAAUUUAGGAAUAAGUGGAUAUAUAUUGAUGGUUUGCUCAUAUAUUCUUUUGGCUCUAACAUUUCCGAUAGCAAUCUGUUUUUGUGUUAAAGUUGUAAAAGAAUAUGAGAGGGCUGUGAUUUUCCGAUUAGGGCGUUUAUUGCCUGGUGGUGCUCGUGGACCUGGAAUUUUUAUUGUAAUUCCCUGCAUCGAUACAUAUAGAAAAGUUGAUCUUCGUGUUCUCUCAUUUGAUGUACCUCCCCAAGAAAUUUUAUCAAGAGAUGCAGUAACUGUGGCUGUGGAUGUAGUUGUUUAUUUCCGAAUAUCAAAUGCAACAAUUUCUGUUACAAAUGUAGAAGAUUCUAGUCGCUCAACAAAAUUAUUAGCACAAACAACUUUAAGGAAUAUACUUGGUACAAAAACCCUUGCAGAAAUGCUUAGUGAUCGUGAACAAAUUUCUCUUCAAAUGCAAAAUAACAUCCCCAUGGGGAGUUAAAGUUGAA